Drosophila serrata is the source of this 365-nucleotide messenger RNA. Its product is annotated as trypsin inhibitor. Lineage: Eukaryota; Metazoa; Arthropoda; Insecta; Diptera; Drosophilidae. The record is from RefSeq and is a predicted model, not a curated record. Gene Ontology annotation, molecular function: serine-type endopeptidase inhibitor activity.
GUCAAACGGUCAGUAAGUCGUCGUACCUGAGAUCUCCAUAUAAAAUCGAUAUAAAAUCAAUAUGAAAUACUUUGCGGUCUUUGCUCUUCUCUGCUGCCUGAUGGGCGUUGCUUUGGCCCAGCUUAAGAGUCCAAUCUGUGGAGAGGAGUUUGGAUAUGCGGGUGGACCUUGCCGUGGUCGUCUCCAGAAAUAUACAUAUAGACGGGACACGAACGAGUGCGUUGACUUCUUUUUCAAUGGCUGCCAAGGAAACUCAAAUAAUUUCAACACUAAGAAAGAAUGCGAGCAGGCCUGCAAAUUGUAAAAUUAAAUAAUAAAAAACGUAAUAUGUUAUAAAUAAAAUGCAGUUUUUGUUAUCCUAAUGU